Parasteatoda tepidariorum (common house spider) is the source of this 477-nucleotide messenger RNA. It is a transcript of the gene UQCR-Q, whose product is annotated as Ubiquinol-cytochrome c reductase ubiquinone-binding protein. The record is from RefSeq and is a predicted model, not a curated record. Gene Ontology annotation, biological process: mitochondrial electron transport, ubiquinol to cytochrome c. Gene Ontology annotation, cellular component: respiratory chain complex III. Lineage: Eukaryota; Metazoa; Arthropoda; Arachnida; Araneae; Theridiidae.
UUCGGGAAAUUCCUUUAAAAAAGUUGUUUGAUUGAAACUGUGACGGAAUUUUAUUUUAUCACAAUAACUUCAACUUUCAUUUUAAAAUCAUCACAAACUCCUUGACCUGACUUUUCUUUGCUGGUCUAUCGUGAUUAAAAAAAUUGUUCCAGAAUGGGACAGCACUGGGGUGAACUAGCGAAAAUUCGCCGAGUUGUUCAUUUUCGAAUAUCUCCUUAUGAGCAAAAAAUUUUUGCUGGUUUCUUUUCUAAAGGAAUUCCAAAUUUGGCCCGAAGAUUUCGGAGCCAAGUUUUUUACGUAGCUCCACCUUUUAUUAUGGGUUACUUGAUUUAUGAUUGGGCUAAUAAAUACCAUGCUGAACUUCAAAGGAAAAAUCCCAAAGACUAUGAAAAUGAUGUAUAAAUGUAAAAUUAUUGUUUCUUUUCAAUUUAAAUUUUUUUUUUUUUAUUAGAGAUGGAAUAAAAAUGUAAAGAGCAA